AGCCAUGGCAAUCAAAUUCCAACAGGUAUGGUGAAUAUAAAUAAAUUGGUCCGUUUGAUUAGGUCUCCAGACAAAGCGAAAAAAACUCUCCAGAUAGAAGUGAAAAAAACUAAUAAUCAGGAAACGUUUGUCUGGACUGAUGAUUCCCAGGAUGCAGUGGGUGCAGGACAAUGCAGGGGAGUCGAAUGGAACACCUCCUCAACCUCGCAGUGGGCACUCGACUGUGAGUGUGGGUAAAUCGAUGUUAGUGGUGUUCGGAGGCCUUGUUGAUAAAAGGUUUCUGCGAGAUACCAUAGUUUUUGACACUGGUGCCAUGUCGAAGUCUGGAUUUAAAGAAAGGAAAGAACUACAAAAGAUACUGGAGACUGGAUUCUAUCAAGAGCCCAAGAUUUCAUCCAGAUGGAAGGAGAUCACAGAUACAAACAUGCAUUUACUGGACCUGAACCAGAUGCGACAACGGAUGUUCAGAGUCGGAAAUGAGAUUCCUUCCCCAACAUAUGUGAACAUUAUGAAGAGUGAAAACAAACUAUGGUUUGAGCCAGAGUGUACAGGAAAUGAAAGUGAUGGACAAGCAGGACCAGGUCCACGUGCUUUUCAUGUUGCAGUUGCUAUAGACUGUAACAUGUUUAUUUUUGGAGGACGUUCUGGCCGCAAACGGUUGGGGGACUUUUGGAUGCUUGACACAGAUAAUUGGCAGUGGACAGAAUUAUCAGGCUAUGGCGAUCUUCCUCCACCACGUGAUUUUGCUGCUGGUGCAUCUGUGGGCAAUCAAAAACUUGUUAUGUAUGGUGGAUGGGAUGGCACAAAAUGGCUUUCUGAUGUCUACGUUUUGGAUACAAUGUCGCUUGAAUGGAUACAGCUACCUAUUACAGGACCCUCACCACCACCUCGCUGUGGACAUACAGCUACUAUGGUUGAGAAACGCUUGCUCAUCUUUGGGGGUAGAGGAGGAGGUGGGCCAAUCAUGGGGGAUUUAUGGGCUCUGAAGGGUCUAUUUGAAGAAGAAAAUGAAUCUCCAGCAUGGACUCAAUUGAAACUUCCUGGACAAGCGCCUGCUCCUCGUUGUGGCCACACAAUUACCUAUGGAGGCACCCAGCUUUUAGUAUUUGGUGGCCAUGGGACUGGUGGAUGGUUGACACGCUAUGAUAUCUACUACAAUGACUGUAUUAUCCUUGAUAGAGCAUCAGUGCAGUGGAAGCGUCUUGCUAUCAACAAUGAACCUCCACCAGCUCGUGCAUAUCAUUCAAUGACCCGCAUUGAUUCUCGUUUUCUAUUGUUUGGGGGUUACGAUGGAAAGUCUACUUUUGGUGAUAUAUGGUGGCUUGUACCUGAAGAUGAUCCAAUGGCAAAGACUGCACCUUUAUCUCCUAGAAGCCACUUGUCAGCUACGAAAAAUAGUGAACAGAAUCAAGAUUCAUCAUUUGUUGAUGCCAAGGGAACUGAUAAGGAUUUUGUAUCUCCUCUGAGAGAAUUGCGGGAGAAACUUGCACUUCCUGUGGAGGCCGUCCCUGCUUCUGAAUUCAAUAUUCAUGAUGAAUCAAUUGACAGAGAAUUUUUGUCACUAGCAGCAACGCUAGUGCCCAAAGAAUUUGAUAAAAAUCCCGAACAAGGCAUUCUUGUUGAGGCACUACGGGAAUACUGGAAAAAUUCAGCUGCAAGUUCAAUAAGAUUGCAUGAACUAGGUCCUUUGCUUCGUGAUUAUCACCGUCUGAUCUAUCGGUUGCAAGGCCAUGGUAUGUUGGAGUCGAUGGAACUUCACAACAAAUCUAACAAUUCAGCAUUGCAGAUGCACCGGUUUUAUCAUCUAAAGAAUGCUAAUCAGUUGCGUAUGGAUGACAUCCCACAUCUUUUGAAUGAGUACAAGCAGCUAUUAAACUUGCCAUUGGCAAGUAAUCCACCGUACCCUGAUCAGGGGUCACAAUUUGGUAUCUUGUAAACUGGGAAGAGAAAGGAAAAAUCCGGAGUAUAGAUGAUCUAAAAGUCCUUUCAUGAUUGCACUUAUUUCUCUAGCAAGCAUAACACUAUUAGAUGUGAGUGGUUAUUAUUUGUCAUCGGAGAUCUCUGUGAAAUUAUAAGGCUCUGGUCAUUUGUGUAUAAAACAUCCAUGUGUAUGAUGUGGCAGAGGCAUAGAAAAGGAAACCAAUCCGAGAAUUUUCAUGUUGAUGAAUAUUUCCAUUACCUUCGAAUUACUUUUAUUGACAUGAAAUCCUGGAUUAGUUAGCACAUUGUUCAAGUAUUGAUAAAGGAAUGAAUUCAAACCAAUCCACUUGUAUAGUUUUUGAAUAAGCAUGAAGAUAGAAUGGUAAAAUUUAUUUGGUUCCUUCAGUACUAAUUUUGUGCUAAUCUCAAGACCUGGAUGUCUCUUGUCG
Cryptomeria japonica (Japanese cedar) is the source of this 2369-nucleotide messenger RNA. RefSeq names its product protein GLUTELIN PRECURSOR ACCUMULATION 3. Bases 140 to 1936 code for a protein of 598 amino acids. Gene Ontology annotation, molecular function: protein binding. The record is from RefSeq and is a predicted model, not a curated record. The transcript has 17 exons. NCBI's taxonomy places the organism in Eukaryota, Viridiplantae, Streptophyta, Pinopsida, Cupressales, Cupressaceae.